UUGACGUCAUGACAUAAUGUGACUGUGGGAAAAUAAACACCAUUUAUUACUAUGUCCAUUCAAUUAUACUCAAGUUCUGCCAGUUGCAAUUUAACCUUUGUUGCGAUAGUAGCUUGCUACACACACAUGCUUUACAGAUAGGAAGGCAUACCCUUCUAGCGCGCUUCUUAUAGUAACAGGUGCUUGAAAAUAGUUUUGUGAUAAGGACUUUAUGAAUUUUUUAAUGUGGAACGAUAAGGAGCGUACACAAUGACCUGCAGUUAUCAUUGACCUAGUGAGUGAAAUGGAUCGUCAACUACGCCACUGAGUCCAAGACAUGAAUUGCGACGGGUGGACACUUCUCAAGCUUGUACAACUGAUUUUUGUGAUAGCCUGCUUGGUGACCAAAAGAGCUACUGAUGUGGAAUCCUACAGAUUAUUCCUCUACCUCCAGAAAAUAUCUAGAGAGUGGAGGCUCCUCAGGAAUGUCACUUGGGGCUCCUUAGGGUCAUCCUUCGCUGAUGCUACCUACGGAGGCUAUCUCAUUAUAACCUCAAUCUUGUUCAUUUCAAGGAUCAUUGGUGAAAUACCCACUCACAAAAGAGUCAGCGAGUAUCUCUUUCUAGGGCUUGGUGCCAUCCUGUACAUAAUACUAGGUACCUUGGAGCUUUUCGCCAUAGAUGAUCUACCUCCAGAUCUUGUAGAUAACGCCAUUAUCAUUGGUACAUUGUCCCUCAUCACUGCUGGUCUCUUCCUCAUAGACAUGGCCGGUCCUAAGUCUGUCAAGCCGGUCAAACCUGCACAACUCCGCAACCUCCAACAACAAUUGGAAAGACAAAACUCCAGAGAGUUGAACCCUUCGAAUAACAACACCCAAGUGACCUUCAACCUAGGAAAAAACGACGGUAAAACUGAGAAGGUGAUGAUAACAGAAAUAAAAGAAGUUCAAAGAAAUGGUGGGAUCAGUAAUGGACAGACGGCCAUGAAGAGUGGAGAAACAAGGGACGACGUCGAUGGAGUUAUGAAGAGAGAUAAUGGAAGAAGGAAAACUGUGGAAUCUCCGAAAAGCUUUGGGAUUUUCGGUAAAGAUUUGGAAGAGACGGGAGGAAACAGCGAUACGGAUGAAAUUGAUGAUACAAUUCCGCCAAAGAUGCAACAACAUUCGCCAGUUUGGAGUAAAAUAAGAAAGGGGCAGUAUGGUAGAUAUGAUGUAGUUUCGCCAAAUUUCAUGUAUCCUGCUGGAGAAUCCGAAGAUGAGCGAUCACCAAGUGGUCCUGGUGAUCCAGGUUUCGUGCAGUUUGCUGCUAAAACUUGGGGUCAGACUGGAGUGAAGACACCAAGGCAUAGCCCAACUCCUGUUUGAGCAAGGAAAUUAUGAUUUGGUAGACUUUCAAAGACACUUCUGUUCCCACUUUUAAUAUGUGUUCAUCU
This is a messenger RNA of Coccinella septempunctata (seven-spotted ladybird), 1410 nucleotides long. RefSeq lists its product as uncharacterized. The transcript is spliced from 5 exons. Lineage: Eukaryota; Metazoa; Arthropoda; Insecta; Coleoptera; Coccinellidae. Bases 317 to 1342 code for a protein of 341 amino acids. The record is from RefSeq and is a predicted model, not a curated record.